CGCGGGUUUAAGGUGCACCGCUUCAACCUCAUUAGUAGCGAGAUCAGCUCAACUGACUGUCAGAUUAUUCCUGUUAGAAGAACACUAUGAAUCAAGAAAAGCUUGCCAAACUUCAGGCAGAAGUCCGGAUAGGUGGAAAGGGAACAGCCCGCAGGAAGAAAAAGGUUGUUCACAAAACGGCUACAGCCGAUGACAAAAAGCUCCAGGGCUCUCUGAAGAAACUGGCAGUGAACAACAUUGCAGGAAUAGAAGAGGUGAAUAUGAUAAAAGAUGAUGGGACAGUGAUCCACUUCAACAACCCCAAAGUGCAGGCGUCUCUGUCUGCCAACACCUUCGCCAUCACGGGCCACGCUGAGACCAAGCAGCUGACGGAGAUGCUCCCGGGCAUCCUGAGCCAGCUGGGAGCCGACAGCCUCAGCAGCCUGCGGAAGCUGGCCGAGCAGUUCCCACGGCAGUCGAUGGACAUGAAAGCAGUCAAGGAGGAAAUUGCAGAAGAAGAGGACGACGAUGUACCAGAUCUUGUGGAGAACUUUGAUGAAGCCUCAAAGAAUGAAGCAAACUGAUGAAUGCUUUUUCCUCCAUCAACCGUUUUUUUUUUUUUUUUAAACCUGCUCACGGACUCACAAAGGGCAUUUCCUCUUGUGGGGAAACGGUUGUUAAAGGUGCAAUGCAUCAUCUCUGGAGACGUGAACCGCGUCGGGUUAGCCUGCCACAACGACACAACAGCGACAUGCAGAUACAGUAGGUUUUGAUUUCAGUAGGCUGUGGACACACCGAGAAACGAGGACUCCAACUGCUUUAGAAAUAAGCUUUCUACAUGAUUAAACAUGACUAGUAUUUAAGAGAUUGUAUAUUAAAGUGAGUGACGAAUUCACUUUACAUCAUGGUGAUUUAUGAAUUUAAUAAAACAUUUUUGGGCUACUGUU
This is a messenger RNA of Chelmon rostratus (copperband butterflyfish), 926 nucleotides long. RefSeq names its product transcription factor BTF3 homolog 4-like. The coding region runs from base 87 to 563 and encodes 158 amino acids. The transcript has 6 exons. Lineage: Eukaryota; Metazoa; Chordata; Actinopteri; Chaetodontiformes; Chaetodontidae. The record is from RefSeq and is a predicted model, not a curated record.